Mycena citricolor is the source of this 1470-nucleotide messenger RNA. The record is from the annotation of a GenBank genome assembly. Lineage: Eukaryota; Fungi; Basidiomycota; Agaricomycetes; Agaricales; Mycenaceae.
UUUCGACAUCUCGACACAGCCACGUAUCACGAAAUCCACCUUACUAAGCUGAGACUUCGUAGGAGUUGAACGGACGAUCCCUCUCCUCAAUCGCAGCGACAAGAAAUUCAAAUCAUAAAACUGAUGGGCUCGCACGCUCAGCUUUUUAGACACAGCAAAAACACGGUAUGGUCGAUACAGAUCUUGCUUUCACUCUGUAACCCCUUGGUGGCUAUGACAAAUGAAAUUGCGCCGCCCGCCAGCCUGAACGCCCGCGACAGCUUGCAUAGAUCUUUCUGCCAGGAGACCGUUGUUCUCAUUUUGUAACUCCCCUUCAACUUAUCGGACCCGAACCUUCACAUCGACCUGUGAAACACUGGCCCUUCUCUUGGAGAAGAUGCACACGGAGGAAGCUCAAGAAACGGCGACUACUCUGCCGUCUUUUCAUUCUAGAUCCGAGGUCUUACAUGCACAGAGAAUCUCUGGCAUCGUGGUAUCCGAGCCAGCGACAAACCAGUAUGACUCAUAAUGCAACUGAGGACAAUGGGCCGGGGCGAACCACGUUCUCUGUCGAGAGAGGAUAUAUAACCCAGCCGAGUUACAAGGGUGCCUAACUUCCUGAAUCCAUCUUCCGCUGACGUUUCUCGACCACCGGUGUAUCACUGUUUUGUGGUUUACCGCCCGUGCACUUCAUAAAGAACGAAAGAAAGAACGAGCCCUCGUUGUGGCCACUAUUCGCAAGAUGUUACUUCGCUUGACCUCUCAAGACCUCUUCAAUACCACACUCGUCGAUAACGCGACAAGCCAACCCUCUUUCCAUCUGUCAACCACUAUUGUCGCAGGACCUUCGAAGGGCCCGGUCCGCCGUCGCACCGAGAUUCAUGAUGCGUCCGGUGAUAUCGUCGGCACAAUCGACUGGGAGGGCCGUGUUCCCCAGCACAUCGUCUUGCUUGAUGAGGCAGUUGGGGGACUGGUUGACCUCUUUGCAGCGAAAACCAUCGCAAUCAUACCGCGAGAGCUAUCGCUAUCUACACGCUUUGACACCGAGUUCGUAUGGACGGCCACACCCGAGGAAGUCUUUUUGUUGGAUAUUGACUCUGGCAACAGGAUGGCCGAACUUCACCCACCGAGGCCUUCUCUCCCAUCUCUCACCUUUCCUUUGCGGACAGCCAAACUGAAGCAGUCUUCGCUCGGCUCAUCUGUGACCUCUUUAUCGGCCACCAGCACCAGUGCCGACAGCACAUUACUUCCUCGUGGCACCCCCUUCGUUUCUCUCACUUCACACCCGCACGGACUCGCCUCGGAUGUCGAGCUUCUCGUCUCGCUCUUGAUGUUGGACAUUUUGCGCCGGGGUCGAUUCCAACUGCCCGCCUACCGAUUCGGACCACCCUCACCAUGGAGAGAGGUUUGGUCACGCAUCAGCCGCCCGCGGAGGAAUACUGUCUAGUCUUUUUAUCUUUCACUUUACAUGACAUACAUAUGUACUCGUAA